GUUCAUGGUAGUGUGACACUGUCGGACUUGGAGCUGCGUUUCACCCCGCGCCGCCAAAUACCGUAACAAACAGAACUGCGUUGCUUCCCAGCGGGACUGAAGAUGAAGACGCUGUUAACAUCUUAAACCAAAGCUCAUCAGCCAGCUAUGGGCACUGCUCCCAGCAGCUGUGUCAGUGGCACUGAGAGUGGGAGUGGCCAGGCAGAGGAUGACCGGCCUAUCAUUGAGAGGGAUGAGAUCAAGAGGCGGAGCUCCAGCAGGAGGCACAGCUCAGGAGAGACGGUGCACUGUCCCACCUGCCAGGGUACUGGACGUAUACCCAGAGGUCAGGAGAGCAAGCUGGUGGCUGUCAUCCCCUGCAAUGACCAGAGGCUGAAACCCAGACAUACGAAGUUGUACGUUGCUGUGUCUGUUACUGUGUGCCUCCUGGUCAGCUCCCUGGUGUUGUUCUUCCUGUUUCCCCGCUCUGUCAUACUGUCUCCAGUGGCAGUCAAGUCAUCCUUCGUUUACUUCACUAAAGAUGGCGUCCAAAUUAACAUCACGAAUGUCUUGAACAUCACCAACAACAACUUUGCGACGGUGCAGGCCUACAACCUGACCGUGCAGGCCCUGAACUUUGACACGGUGGUGGGAGCAGUUUCCAUCAAGAACGUCACAUUUGUCAAUCCUCUGUCAAUCAAAAUGUACUCCUUUGUGAUCCCCGUCAAGCUGACGGACACUGAGCUGAGUAACUACUGUAAGAAAGCGUCAUUGCCCGUCCACAUUCUGUAUCUGCACCUCCAGAUGGCCAUGACAGUUUACUACUUGGCCCACUAUGAGCAACUCUCCCUGGAGACAUACGAGUACAUCGAUUGUGGAGCAAACAGCACCAUACCACACAGUGUGCAACCCCCACCUCCCUGAUGGAUAGAUGGGUGGGCAGAGGAAGAGAUGAACAGAGAUACUGUUUGUGAAGAGGAAUAGCUGGGCCUGUAAUGUGUUUUUUUUUUUUCAUGAACUGUGUCGCUAAAAUGUUGGAUAAAUCUUGUGAUUCCUGGUGAUGCCAAUCAGGAUUCCAUUUAGGCUCCUCCUGGAUGGAUGGAUGAAUGAAGAGGCAGACAUUCAGCGAAUGAACUUUAAUCUGAUUGAGUGAAGUUACCUCCCCCUUCCUACCCUGCCCCGUAUCUGAAGGAAGGAGGGAAGGGUAGAAAUCACUCUCAUCAUCUCUACCCUGACAGUUCAACAACUCUACACAUCAAGUUGUACACUGGAGGAAACCCAGAAAAAAUGUUCAACAUUCAGUAGAUGUCGGUAAGGAGCCAACACCAACGUGAAAACAGUAAAAAUACACCGACAGAAUCAAAGUUGGUGCAGAAAUGUCACCUGAAUCAUCUGUUGGUAAUAAGGACCUGAUUAUACUCUGAUUGAAGUUCAGAGAUGAUGUUACUGAAAGUCCAAUCAGUCAUGUGAAAAUGUUGUCAUCUUUUGUGUUUGUGUAGAUUUGAACCACUGUCUGAAAGUCACUGUUCAAUACAUGCAAGUGCAUCGAAUUUUACCCAGUGCUGCAUUUUGUCUUUUUUUUUUUCAUGAGCUGGAAAAGUAUGGCACAGUAGAUUACACAUUAUGCACCGUAGUUGCAUUUGCUGUCUGUAAGGUCUUAGUAUGGGUCAAGCUCAUAAAUAAUGUAACUCAA
Messenger RNA from Thunnus maccoyii (southern bluefin tuna), 1672 nucleotides. RefSeq names its product transmembrane protein 106B-like. Bases 148 to 903 code for a protein of 251 amino acids. The transcript is spliced from 8 exons. The record is from RefSeq and is a predicted model, not a curated record. Lineage: Eukaryota; Metazoa; Chordata; Actinopteri; Scombriformes; Scombridae.